CUUACCAUUAUGAUAUGUUAGCUUUAUUUCAGCUAUAGGACCCUAUAUAAGACAAUCUUUCCAACUUCUCCUCCUCACUUUAAUUUAGCUCUCAAUUAUCCAUAACCAUGGCUUCCAUUGACAAUCCCGGUGCCGCCGCCGCCUUCCUCGUGCUCCUCUUCUCCUCUCUCACCUUGGUGGCACAACCGUCCGCCGGCGCUCUGGUCGAGGACCGGCCGCUUGUGCUCAAGUAUCACAACGGCACCGUUUUGAAGGGCCCAAUCACCGUCAAUCUCGUCUGGUACGGAAAAUUCACCCCCGCCCAACGCUCUAUAAUCCUCGAUUUCAUUCAAUCACUCGGCUCGAUCCACGCCCCGUCCCCCUCCGUCGGCUCGUGGUGGAAGACCACGGCCAAGUACGACGGCGGCGUCUCCGGAUCCACCGCCAUCUCCGUCGGGAAACAGAUUAUCGACGAGAAUUGCUCGCUCGGUAAGAGCCUUAGGGAUUACCAGAUUAGGUAUUUGGCCUCCAAGGCCGGGCCGGGCGUCCGGGUCGGGUCGGUCAACGUUGUGUUGACCGGGAAGGAUGUAUACGUGAACGGGUUCUGUAUGAGCCGGUGCGGGACCCACGGGUCGACGGCGGGUAAGGACCGGGUCGCGUACGCCUGGGUGGGCAACUCGGAGACUCAGUGUCCGGGUCAGUGCGCCUGGCCGUUCCACCAGCCGAUCUACGGCCCGCAGACGCCGCCGCUGGUGCCUCCGAACGGAGACGUCGCCGUCGACGGGAUGAUCAUCAACCUCGCCACCGUCCUCGCCGGAGCAGUGACCAACCCGUUCAACAACGGGUAUUUCCAGGGGCCGGCGACGGCGCCGACGGAGGCGGUAUCCGCCUGCACGGGGAUGUUCGGGUCCGGGUCGUACCCGGGAUACCCGGGCCAAUUGUUGGUGGACAAGACCACCGGAGCGAGCUACAAUGCGUACGGAGUGAAUGGCCGGAAAUUCAUGCUGCCGGCAAUGUGGGACCCGCAGGUGUCGGCAUGCUUGACGCUCGUGUGAUGUGGACAAAGGAGAUAUGUUAGGUGGGGCCCGUCGGAAGGGGUACGGUCCUCUGCUUGCGUCUCCACGAAUGUAAAAUUGUACUCGUAAAUUGUAAGGACGCAAUGUAUUUUUUCUUUUCUUUUGGUCCGUUUCGAUGGAUGCCUGUAAAAAAAGUUCUCUUGCAAUUGAAAUACGCAAAAAAAUUUAAAAAAAAAAGUAAAAAAUGGAAAUCCAU
This is a messenger RNA of Cuscuta campestris, 1251 nucleotides long. The record is from the annotation of a GenBank genome assembly. Lineage: Eukaryota; Viridiplantae; Streptophyta; Magnoliopsida; Solanales; Convolvulaceae.